AUGCGCUUCAUGACUGUUGCCCUCCUCUUCGCCUUGAUCGCGGCUUUGGCCUACGCUGACUGCGACGACUCCCUUUGCGAGAGCAUCUGCGCUAACUUCUGCAAAGUGUUCGGCCGAAAAUGCGGAACCCACGUCUGCGAAGGAGACAACUGCAAGAUCACCUGCGAUAAUGGACUCAUGAACGUCCUCGCCAACGUCGAUGGCCAGACCUUCUCUUUCAAACACUAA
Bursaphelenchus xylophilus (pine wood nematode) is the source of this 228-nucleotide messenger RNA. The record is from the annotation of a GenBank genome assembly. NCBI's taxonomy places the organism in Eukaryota, Metazoa, Nematoda, Chromadorea, Rhabditida, Aphelenchoididae.